AUGAUCCGGCUACCCGCCGCCGUCCGCAUUGCCAUCUUCCUUGCCAUCAGCGUCAGCAUUGUCCUGUACUCCCACGUCGCCGAUUCCGAGGCCAUCCGCAGCAUAUGCGCUGACACCGAGUGGAAUCCAGCCCUAGUAUUCACGUGCUCCGAGAGUGUUGGCGGCAUUGGCAACAUCCGCAAUUCCAUUUUGAAUUGCGUGCGCUUUGCCAUUUCCGCCGGUGCCGCUCUCGUUGAGCCUGCCAUCGUCCUGCGCAAUGAUGCUGACAGUGCCGAGAUCCGCACGAGUGUCAAGACAGACAUGGGCUACAUGCUCGACCCUGCGCACUUCCGCGAGUCGCUGCGCAUCUCUUGCCCUGGGAAGAAGGUAUAUGACUGGAUAGAGGAGCUGAAGGGCAAGCUAUUCCAUGACCAAAUUGCACUGCUCCCAGAGUCGCUGGAGGAAAAGGUCCCGUCAACGGGACUGGCCGCCCAGAGAAGUGGCGGGAAUCUUUUGAAGCCUGGCUCGGCCAGCACGUCGAGUCUACACCAGAGGGAACCCAACGGCGCAAACUUUGCCCUUGCCUUUGGCAAACUCCUCAAAUUCCGCGCGGACACCCGCAUCCUCGCCACUAAAACUCUCCUCGCUCUCGCGGCCAAUGCGUCCUACUCUCCCAAUCUCUCCCAACCAAUUCUCCCCGACUUCUUCUUCGGCGCGCACCUCCGCACCGAGCAUGAUGCCCAGCUCGGCUGGCCCGCAGAAGACUGGGUCUACAGCCGCUACGAGACGCAGGCCAAGUUCUAUUUAAAGGGGACCCUCGCAUCGGGGCUGAAGCGCGAGGAAGUCGCAAAGUUCGCGCAAGAGGCGGCCGAGAAGAACAUUACCGUUUCGACGAAGAUUGGUGUCCUCGGAGCUGAGGAUGUGGCGCAACUAGAGGCGCUGUCGUGGGAUCAACAAGGGAUGGUAGAUUUCUUGGUUAUGCUGGGCGCAUCUCGGUUUGCGGGCGUGGGACACUCGAGUUUUGCAUGGAAUGUGGCGCUGGUCAGACAUCUGUUUGCGCAGCAGAAGGAUCAUUUGAAGGGGCCGCAUCUGUUAAAUGAUGAGCUAAGUGAGGUUUACGGGUAUCCGAAGCAGUAUCCAGAGUAUGCGAGUUGCUUGUGGCCGUGA
Pseudogymnoascus verrucosus is the source of this 1146-nucleotide messenger RNA. RefSeq lists its product as uncharacterized. The coding region runs from base 1 to 1146 and encodes 381 amino acids. The record is from RefSeq and is a predicted model, not a curated record. The transcript has 3 exons. NCBI's taxonomy places the organism in Eukaryota, Fungi, Ascomycota, Leotiomycetes, Thelebolales, Thelebolaceae.